Molecule: messenger RNA, 3383 nt
Organism: Drosophila bipectinata
Lineage: Eukaryota; Metazoa; Arthropoda; Insecta; Diptera; Drosophilidae
Gene: Eaf
Product: ELL-associated factor
Biological process (GO): regulation of DNA-templated transcription; transcription elongation by RNA polymerase II
Cellular component (GO): super elongation complex
Molecular function (GO): transcription elongation factor activity
Source: RefSeq, a predicted model, not a curated record
CGGAGAUCCCAGUUUUGGAACCCAAAGCGUCUCCAAUUAUCAACGCGGUGGCGGUGCCGAGGAGCGUAACUUUGCUGCGACGUCGGCGCUGGCGGCGGCAGCAGCUGCAGCCACAGACGCGGCCGAGAAGUCAUAUCAAUAUAGUAGCAACAACAACAACAUUAACAACAACCACAACAAUUAUCAAAAGUCUAACUACACCAGUGCCAAUUACAAUACAAACAACAACAACUAUAACCACCCUCAGACCGCCACCAUCCUGCCUUAUCAGUCCCAUCAUCUAUCGUCGUCUUCGUCGCAGAACAACAACACAACGAUGAUAAUGACCAAACAGAAGAACACACUGGCCGAGCGCCUCAACAUCGGGGAGGAGGUGCGGGAGCUGAAGCUGGGGGCCACCUUCAACCCGAAGAACACGUCGACAGCAUUUCACACAAUCAAAUAUGACUUUAAGCCAGCGAGUGUGGAUACCAGCCGGAUGGCAUCUGUCGACGUUGGCUCCAACAAUCAAGUUACUGUUAUCGUGCCAAAUUCAGAAAGUUCCGGUGUGCCUCAUACAGUUUAUAAGGGUAAUCAGAGGGAGCAUGCUAAGGAGUGCUUGAUGAUCUAUGACAAGGAGACGGGUGCUAUCACAAUCGAGAAGUUGAAUCACAAUAUUCAAGUCAAGAAAACGAGGAGUGAGAUAUCGAGCAAAACAAACCAUCUGCCUCCUCAGAAUGUGGCCAUCAUGCAGGGCCAACAGGUCAGCAACGGCUCUGGACCCUCAACGAACGCAGCUUCCGGGCAUGGGCCUGGCUCGGCACCCAAGCUUGAGAACAGCACCAUGCGAGUCACGUCAAAGACGAAGGUUUCAACGGGCAGUCGCCGCAAUAAUAUAAUUGAUUUCAAGCCUCGAAAUUCGCCGAUGCAGCAAAGUUCUCCUUCGAGACCAGCGGUUAUCCAUCGAAGUCCACAAUCCGCGCCAGCUUGGGAUGCCAACAAUGCUCAACAAACGCUGCCCAGCAUUCCCAUGAUAACCGAUGACGACGAUUUCGGGCUGAGAGCGGCCCUCCAUAAUGGCUCCCAGGCGAAUACUUCAGGCUCCUCAACCGGCUCGGCUGUGGGCCAGUCUGAUUACGGAUCUGCUUCCUCGUCUUCGCACAUGGGUAAGCAGCGGCAGGCACCCCAUCACGGACAUGCCAAGCGCCAACAGCGCUCCAGUCCGCCGAUGGCUCAGCAACAGCCGAACUUUGGCCGCAACUACAACGGUGGCAACAACUACGCACAACAGCAGCCACACGAGCAGCAGCGACCUUCCCCCUACGGACAACAGCAUGGCAACAGCAUGCCCAUGGACCUGGAUUCGUCCAGGGAUCAUGAGUUGACUUCAAAGUCCGUUGCCCAAGCUGCAGCAGCUCUGGAGCAGCAAAUUGGUGGCGCUCUUAGUGCCUCCAGUUCCAGCUCCGAAUCUGACUCUAGCGACAGUGAUAGCGGCAGUGAUUCCGACGAUAGCACUGAGGAUGACCGCCCUAACCAGCAACAGCAGCAGCAUCAACACCAACAAAAAGCUGCCCAAAUGCAUCAACAGCAGCAGCAGCAACACUUUAACCAGUUACCCAAUCUGGGACUGGGCUCCAUAUCGCCAUCCUACGGUAACAAUCAUCACCAGCAGCAGUCGCGCCACCAUCCCCACCAGCAACAGCAACAGCAGCAGCAGCAGAAACAACAGUCUGGCAUUUAUGCGUCCAACGGUGGCUUUCCGAACGAUUUGCUACAAAAUGAUUUACAACUGUCCUCAAAUUCGUCCGAUGAGGACGACGAUUAGCUAUGUUGGUUAUCAUCUAAAUUGCCUUUAUUUGACAGAACCAACGACAAGAAACAAAUCUAUUGAUAUUCUGUUUAUAUGCGUGUAACUAAGUUGUAAUUAUUGAGUGGUGAAUUUACUUGCUAGUGAAAUUUUUAUAAAUAAAUUAUUAGUUGUAAUCAUGAUGUACCGAAAAAUAUAUGAAUUACUUUUAAAGACCCAUAUGAAGGGCCGGUUUAUCGAGUCUCUUCGAGUAAGAUGGGACUCGAAAAACCGGCCCAACAUACAAAAUGGAAAACGAAUCAUACAAACCCUCAACCUAAAGAUUAACUUUUGGCAACCAUUUAUCAAUGUAUUCAUAUUUAUUUCAAAGGUUUUCCUAAAUUGCACGCGAAAACCCAUUUAUCAGAAACAACUCUUACACAUAAUCGUUAAGUUAACAUAAAAAUCACGGAUAAUUGCCAUUAAUUCCGUGCUUUAAUUUAAGCCUUGAGUUACUUUGAUUAUUCGGACUAAAAAAAAGAAGGGAAACUGGAACUUUAGUGUAACGUUCAUAUCGACAUCCCUCUUAUUUGCUUUUCUAUUCAGGUUUAAUUCUAUCAUUUUCAAUUGAUUUGGUAUUGUUAUGGACAUAUAAUGACUAUUAUUUAAUGUUCAGCUUCGAUUUAUUUGUUAGUUUUGUAUAUGUAUAUUACUACGACAUUAUUUAGCUCCAUAUUAUUAUAAUUAUUAGUUAAAAAUUUGUGCGGUAUGAAGACAUUUAUGUUUCUAGCUCAUGUUUUAUUUGAAUUUAAUUGAAAUUCUUUAAUUAUUUUUUAAUAGCUAUUAUGAUUUUGUUAUACGCUUGCAAUAGUUAAAAGCAACGAAAAAAAAAUAAAAAUAAAUGUGAAACAAAGAAACCGACCUGGUGAAAACCAUUUUAUUUUGUAAAAAAAAAAGAUAACCUUCCCCUUCUAUACACAAGGAAUUUGUUAAAAGUGGCUUAAAUCAAGGCCAAAAUACUACGGUGUUGGCCAAUGUUUUCCUCUUUGACUAUCACGGACGUCCACUUAGGAUUCGUUUAAUCAAGACUAUGAUUUGUAUCUUGAGAAUCAUUUGCCGAGACAACAAUAAAUUGUAUUUAUAAAGUACCAUCCACAAGUAAAACGACCAAUAUCUGAGCAACCGUCAGAACGAAAUGGAGAUAAUACCGAUUAAUUUUUGUAUAAUAUACAAACACGAGAGUAUAUCUAGGUAUAUUGAUAUCUAUUUGUGGUGAAAGAAACGGGGUCUUUUGGACUUGAUAACUUGAAAACACAUCCAUAGCAGCACUAAACAUAAAAAAAACAAAUUCUAAUCAAAAACCACAACAUGGUUCAAAUAAUCGUAAGCCCAUACAUAUUCAAAGAACUUGGAAAUAGUUAUAAGGCAACUUUCCGAAAAAUUCCCAAAAAGGCCUAAAGUCACAAUGAUAUAGAGCGAAAUAGCGUAAUUACUAAUUAGUAAGUCAAUAUUUAGGAUUAAGCACACUACUUGACAUUAAAACACAAAUAUUUUUUCAGUUGAAGUACUUGUAAAGGAACAAACCUACAAAAAAUAAAUCACGAAAAUUACAUUCAAA